GGGAGUCAGUGGCUGCGAGGGCGUGGAGGAGGCCCGGCCAGGCGCUGGGUUGAUCCCAAAAGAGGCUGCUCCUCUGGGGCAGCUGUGCCUGUUCCCUCGGCGGUGGCCAGUAGUUCCAGCUAUGUGGAGGAGAUGUACUUCGCCUGGCUGGAGGAUCAUAAAAACGUCCACGAGUCCUGGGACACGUUCUUCCGUAACAUGCAGGCCUCCAGUCCGUCUGGCGAGGCGGGAGAGAGACACCCCUCUGCUCUGCUCCAGGGCCGAGUGCUGUCCCACUCACCAGACAUGGCACAGAAAGUGGUGGAGGACCACCUGGCUGUGCACACUCUCAUUAGAGCCUAUCAGAUUCGUGGUCACCAUGUUGCCCAGUUAGACCCUUUGGGAAUCCUGGAUGCUGACCUCGACUCCUUUAUUCCCUCUGACUUGAUCACCACCAUCGAUAAAUUAGGUUUCUACGGUCUUGAUGAGUCUGACUUGGACAGGAGCUUUCAGCUGCCCUCCACCACCUUCAUCGGAGGAGGAGAGACCACUCUUCCUCUAAGAGAGAUCAUACGCAGACUAGAGAUAUCCUACUGUGGUCACAUAGGAGUUGAAUUCAUGUUCAUUAACAAUGUGGACCAGUGUCAAUGGAUCCGUCAGAAAUUUGAGACUCCAGGAAUCAUGCAGUUCACUAAUGCUGAGAAGAGAACUUUGCUAGCCCGCCUGAUCAGAUCCACACGGUUUGAGGACUUCCUGGCCAGGAAGUGGUCAUCAGAGAAACGUUUUGGUCUGGAGGGCUGUGAAGUUCUCAUCCCUGCUCUUAAAACUAUCAUUGACACGUCGAGCGCUGCAGGCAUCGACAGUGUGAUCAUGGGGAUGCCACAUCGUGGUCGACUGAAUGUCUUGGCCAAUGUUAUCCGUAAGGAGCUGGAUCAGAUCUUUUGCCAGUUUGACCCUAAAUUGGAGGCUGCUGAUGAGGGCUCAGGGGAUGUCAAAUACCACCUUGGGAUGUACCAUGAGAGGAUUAACCGUGGGACAGACAAGAACAUCACGCUGUCACUCAUGGCGAACCCCUCCCACCUGGAGGCAGUAGAUCCAGUGGUUCAGGGCAAGGCCAAAGCUGAGCAGUUCUACAGAGGGGACACUCAGGGGAAAAAGGUAAUGUCUAUCCUGAUGCAUGGUGACGCUGCUUUUGCUGGACAAGGAGUUGUGUAUGAGACCUUCCACCUAAGCGAGCUCCCUUCUUACACCACACAUGGUACGAUCCACGUGGUGGUCAACAAUCAGAUUGGCUUCACUACUGACCCUCGUGUGGCCCGCUCCUCUCCUUACCCCACUGAUGUGGCUCGGGUUGUGAAUGCACCCAUCUUCCAUGUAAAUGCCGAUGACCCCGAGGCUGUCAUGUACGUGUGUCGGGUGGCUGCAGAGUGGAAGACCACCUUCAACAAGGAUGUUGUCAUUGACCUUGUUUCUUACAGACGGUUUGGCCAUAAUGAAAUGGACGAGCCCAUGUUCACCCAGCCACUGAUGUACAAACAAAUCCGUCGACAGGAGCAUGUGCUGAAAAAGUACUCUGACAAGCUCAUUGCAGAAGGAGUGGUGACACUGCAGGAAUUUGAGGAAGAAGUUGCCAAAUAUGACAAGAUAUGUGAGGAAGCAUACACCAGCUCCAAGGAUGAAAAGAUCUUAAACAACCGACACUGGCUAGACUCCCCCUGGCCAGAUUUCUUCACAGCUGAGGGAGAACCCAAGAGCAUGAGCUGCCUCCCUACAGGAUUGGACGAGGAGGUCCUGCAGCACAUUGGCCAGACAGCCAGCUCAGUGCCUCUGGAAGAUUUUAAGAUCCACCCUGGUGUGUCUCGGAUCUUGCGUGGUCGGGCUGACCUGGUGAAGAAUCGGCAGAUGGACUGGGCUCUGGGAGAGUACAUGGCCUUCGGCACACUUCUCAAAGAUGGAAUCCAUGUGCGACUCAGUGGGCAGGAUGUAGAGCGGGGCACCUUUAGUCACCGUCAUCACGUUCUGCAUGACCAAGAGGUGGACAAACGUAUCUGUGUUCCCAUGAACCAUCUGUGGCCCAACCAGGCUCCUUACACUGUCUGCAACAGCUCUUUAUCAGAGUACGGAGUUCUAGGUUUUGAACUUGGCUUUGCCAUGGCCAGCCCUAAUGCUCUGAUCCUCUGGGAGGCCCAGUUUGGAGACUUUCACAACACAGCCCAGUGUAUCAUUGACCAGUUCAUCAGUUCAGGCCAGGCCAAGUGGGUCCGCAACAAUGGCAUUGUCCUACUGCUGCCACAUGGGAUGGAAGGAAUGGGUCCUGAACAUUCAUCAGCCAGACCUGAGCGCUUCCUGCAAAUGAGCAAAGAUGACCCUGAUCACUUCCCUGAGUUCAUUGGAGAUUUUGAAGUCCAGCAGCUGAACGACUGCAACUGGAUCGUGGUCAACUGCUCCACGCCUGCCAACUACUGUCAUGUUCUCAGACGCCAGAUUAUGCUGCCAUUCAGAAAACCGUUGAUUAUUUUCACUCCCAAAUCUCUGCUGAGGCACCCCGAUGCAAGGUCCAGUUUUGAUGACCUCGCCAAUGGUACUAAAUUCAAGAGGUUGAUUCCAGACAUGGGAGCUGCCAGUCAAAGCCCUGGCCAAGUGAAAAGGGUGAUCUUCUGCACUGGUAAAGUCUACUAUGAACUGGCUAAAGAGAGGAAACUGCAAAACCUGGAGAAAGACAUUGCCAUCAUCAGACUUGAACAGAUCUCUCCAUUCCCAUUUGACCUGGUCAGAGCAGAGGUCGAAAAAUAUGCCAAUGCUGAGCUGAUCUGGUGUCAGGAAGAGCACAAGAACAUGGGUUACUAUGAUUACGUCAGGCCACGUUUCCUCACAGUGGUGGCCAACAAGAAACCAGUUUGGUAUGUGGGACGAGACCCUGCAGCCGCUCCUGCAACAGGGAACAAGUCCACCCACCUCAAUGAGCUGAAGAGGUUCAUGGACACAGCUUUCAACCUGGAUGCCUUCCAGGGGAGGGACAUGUGAUGGAUCCCUGGAACAUGAGGCAAACUGGAGGUGCAUUUUCAUCUCCGACCACCAUGGGCUAUUUAUUAAGAUGAACAGCUCUUUCAAAUUUUUGACAAUCUGGAGUAUAGUCUAGU
Molecule: messenger RNA, 3119 nt
Organism: Scomber japonicus (chub mackerel)
Lineage: Eukaryota; Metazoa; Chordata; Actinopteri; Scombriformes; Scombridae
Gene: ogdhl
Product: oxoglutarate dehydrogenase L
Exons: 22
Coding region: 133-3003 (956 amino acids)
Biological process (GO): tricarboxylic acid cycle
Cellular component (GO): oxoglutarate dehydrogenase complex; mitochondrion
Molecular function (GO): oxoglutarate dehydrogenase (succinyl-transferring) activity; thiamine pyrophosphate binding
Source: RefSeq, a predicted model, not a curated record